UUCUUCUUCGUUCUCGAUGACCGUCAGUCCGGUGGUGACACUAACCGUGCAGUCCGUUGUAGAUCCUAGAGGCAGCUAUACAGUUUUCCACAAUGUGGAUGAGUACAGUGUAUAAUAAUAUGAUAUUGCAAGCCAGGGCACUCUUGCCGUUUAGUGUAAAUGAGAGGUGUAUCUACAGUGACAGUGUUGGCGUUGGUUGUCAAGUGGUAUCGAGGCAAACGAGGCAGGGGUAAACCCAGAGCAACCUACUUGGAGAGCCUAAACAGAUGAGUGGCGGGGAAGGAUCAGGAUAAUGUCGCUUUUUUAGAGCAUCCGCGGAAAAGAAUGAAAGGAGAAUCGUGAUCGCCGAAGUCAGUCGCAGAUCUGGCACUUGAUAACGAUGAUCCAUCGUGAGCUGAUCUGACUAUAGAGUGGGAAAUGAAAGUUAGGCAACAGUUGGAGGAACAAACUAUACAAGUGCAGAAUGAGUCACACCAGGUACCAUUUAUAACGUGUGUGGUGCAACUCCUGGUUUUUGUAAGUGCAUCGCUUUACGUGUGAGAUAUCAAUUUGGAAUAGCAGACUUCAAGAAGAGGAUGGAUACAGCUGCAUCCCUGGGCUAUCAAAGAGUGGAUUUACAAAGAUUCGCAUUGCGGGUACAGAACUGAGUUUAUGAGGACUUCUGCUGAGCAGCGAAACGGGAGCUGGACCAUCAAUGUUCUACAUGGGACCUGCUUCCACCCCUGUUGUUCUUCUGGUCUCCAGUGCCAUCAGUGCACUACUUUAGAGUACAAGACAUGCAGAGACCCGUACUUCACAGACAACUUGGGUGACUGUGAUGACGACCAGUAUUGUGUCAAGUACAAAACAGUUGUCAAGAUCCGAGAUUCCGGCUACAUUAAUGGCUGGGAGAGAUUCUCCCAAGUUGUAACAAGAACAUGUGAGCCCAGACAAGGAAAAAAAGAAGGCUGCAUUGGUUGGCAAAAUAAUGGUGGCGUCACAAUCAAGUGCUGGUGUGGCUCUGAUGGUUGUAACGGCAGUUCUGUACUUGGACCCACGACACUGGUUAUUUCUGCUGCUUGUUUGAUAGUUCUUUGUUUGCUCAGUUUCAGACAAUGAUUGAUUGAAAGCUUGAAAUGUUUUGAAUGCUUGCAGAUUGUUGGUUUUUUGUAUGGUUAUUUUUGAGAAAUUGAUUGGUUGAAUGUGUAAGUUCUGGUUGCCUGUAGGGAUAAUUGUUCUGUGUAAGAGAUUUUGAUUGUGAAAGCUUGAUGUAUGCUCUAGGAACACGAAUAUGUACAGGGAAUGAUAGUAUCUUUUUCCACAGAUUUGAUAGUAAUGUACUAUGUGCCUUAUGGGUAGGAUUUUUACUCUUUACUCUCAUGUAGCAAUGAUUUAUUUUAUUUUCUAUUAGGAAAGUUGAGACAGUCAUAAACAAAUUUUAAAUUCUAAUUGGUUUUCGUAUGCAGCUUAUUUGUAAGAGUGAGGAAUAUUGCGCAGCAACUUGUUUGGUAAGCUUAUUCAAGGCCAUCUUUAGGGGUGAAAAGUCAAACUGUUGAACAAGCUGCAUGAAUUUUGGCAAAUA
This is a messenger RNA of Aplysia californica (California sea hare), 1561 nucleotides long. RefSeq lists its product as uncharacterized. The transcript has 3 exons. Bases 652 to 1098 code for a protein of 148 amino acids. Gene Ontology annotation, biological process: regulation of synaptic transmission, cholinergic; positive regulation of voltage-gated potassium channel activity; sleep. Lineage: Eukaryota; Metazoa; Mollusca; Gastropoda; Aplysiida; Aplysiidae. The record is from RefSeq and is a predicted model, not a curated record.